AUGGAGGCCACCAGCUUCUCGUCGCGCCGUGCGGCCGCGGGUUCCUUGCCCGCCUUUUCUCUUCCGCCCCCGACCUCAGAUGUCCCCAGAGCCAGCGACGGCCUCAGCCCCAGCCUGUCGAGCGUUCACACGGCCAGCUCCCAGGGCUCGCAGGCACACAGCACCAAUAUCCAGUACACCUACAGCGGCCCGGCGCAACAGCCGCUGGGACCCUCACCCUAUGGCGCCCGAUCCUCGGCCAUGUACGGCCAGCAGCCCCCCAUGGGCUACGCCAACCAGCGGAGCUCCCAGUCCCCUGCGACGGGGGGGGACGUUUUGCCGGCGCCAUCUUACGAGAGCGUGCAUCAACCGUUUAGCACCUCCAUGGCUGGUGGCGGCGGCGGCGGCGGCGGUGGCGGACCGGAGAGCCACCACCACCAUCACCACCACAUGUCUCCCGUCCAGGCUACACCCCACGCCGGCGCCAUGCUGGCGCCUCACAACUCCACGCAGCCUCCCACGCCCAGCGCGCCGGCGCCCGUUGACCCCUACGCUCACUCGAGACCCCCGAGCAACCCGAGCUACUAUGCCGCCUCGACCACGCCACAGCACUCGACGUUUCCCUCCAUGGGUCCGCCUCACGGCUCCUACAGGACCUUCGGUGCCUAUUCGCACAUGCCGCCGACGGUGAACGGGCCCGUCAUGUCCAACAUGCACCAUCCCGGCACUCAAAUGUCCGUCAUUUCCGGCAUGGGCAUGUCGACGUAUGCCCCUCAUCCCAUGAUGUACGGCCACCACAACCAGCCCCAGCCGCACUCGGAGCGCCCCUUCAAGUGCGACCAGUGCACCCAGUCGUUUAGUCGCAACCACGAUUUGAAGCGGCACAAGAGGAUCCACCUGGCCGUCAAGCCCUUUCCUUGCAACUUUUGCAGCAAAAGCUUCUCACGCAAGGACGCUCUCAAGAGACAUCGAUUAGUCAAAGGCUGCGAGAACAAGUCCAACGAGCACGGCGGCAGCUCAUGCAGGAAUGGGAACGGAGGACGAGGUUGUGCUAGUGGUAGUGGUAGUGGUGGUGGGUGA
This is a messenger RNA of Hirsutella rhossiliensis, 1059 nucleotides long. Its product is annotated as zinc-finger double domain-containing protein. The record is from RefSeq and is a predicted model, not a curated record. Gene Ontology annotation, molecular function: RNA polymerase II transcription regulatory region sequence-specific DNA binding; DNA-binding transcription factor activity, RNA polymerase II-specific. Bases 1 to 1059 code for a protein of 352 amino acids. The transcript is spliced from 5 exons. Gene Ontology annotation, biological process: regulation of transcription by RNA polymerase II. Lineage: Eukaryota; Fungi; Ascomycota; Sordariomycetes; Hypocreales; Ophiocordycipitaceae. Gene Ontology annotation, cellular component: nucleus.